UUAGACGGUGUUAUCAGAGCGCUCAAAGAUAGACUGGCUUGGUGAUUAAUCAACAAGACGGAAACAAUAACUGAAGUGAGAGUCACAAGAUCUAAUAAUGAACCCCCGUACCAGUGCUCAGGACGUGAUUCGAUGUGACCUGUGUAAGAUCGCUGUGGUACAGAUGCACUGUACUAGAUGUCUUGCCAACCUGUGCAAGGUCUGUGGGGAGGAACACAUCUCGACAAAUGAAUCCAAGGACCAUAAAAUCGUUAAAUUUCAGGCCAGGAAAUCUACUCUCCUCUACCCUGGAUGCACAACUCAUGACAAAGAACAAUGUGAAAUGUUCUGCAAAAAAUGCGACAUUCCUGUCUGCAUCAGUUGCCUUGGAUCUAAUCAACAUUUAGGUCAUGCAUUGAUUAAAGUUUUACAAGUUGUGGGUGAAAAGAAAGACACAAUUUUAAGAGAAAGGAAUGAAAUCAAAGAUAAAAUAUAUCCGACAUUCCAGGAAAUCGCCUAUGAUAAACAAACCAAAAUGAGUCAGUUAAAAAAAGAUUAUGGAGAUCUCUCAACAGCCAUAACAGAACAUGGGGAGGACUGGCACAGAGAAAUUGAUAAACUUGUCAAGACACUUAAAGCUGAAGUUGCUGAGAUGAAAAACACACAGUUACAAACUCUACAGAAGCAGCUGGAUGAAAUAAACAAGAAAAUUUCUGACAUCAAGGAUGACAUCAAUUUAUUUGAAAUGGCUUUGGACACUAAUGACUUGUCAAAACUGUUUAGUGUUACAUCCAAUAUAAAAACAUACAAAACCUCUUCACAACAAAUCAUGACAUAUUUACCUACAUUCAUUCCCAACAAACUGCCAGAAGAACUUAAUAAACUAUUUGGAGCCUUAUCAGCAAGUUCUUUAACAUCAGAUCAACAGGGCAACAAAAUGAAGACGACACAGAAAUCCCAAGAAGCUAUAUCCUCUCCUCCAGUCAAAGAGCUGCUUGAUGAACCAGAGAAUGUCACCACCAUAAACACUGAUUAUACAAACCUUUACAAUGUGGCCUGUCUGAGUGAUGAAGAAAUCUGGACAAAGGGAGAUGACAACAACAUGAAACUAUACAGCAUCAAUCAGGGAUCACUACUCUCACUCAAAAAACUCUUUAAUUUUAAUAUCACUCGGGGAUCACGACUCAAAUCAAUCACAACCAAAUCCGGUUACAAGCCAACAGACAUAGCAGUGACAAAAAGUGGAGAUCUAGUUUUUAUGGAUUACAUUGAUAGAACUGUAAUCAUUUUACAAAAAGAGAAGUUUGAGGAAGUGAUUAAACUACAGAACUGGAGACCUUACAGUGUCUGUAGUACCUCCUCUGGUGACCUCCUGGUUCUCUUAGACAGUGAUGAUGCCAAACAAGCAAAAGUUGUCCAUUACUCUGGUUCCACAGAAAAACAAACCAUUCAGUUCGAUGAUCACGGUAAACCUCUCUAUUCACCUGGUGGAUAUUACAGAUACAUUACUGAGAACAAGAACCUGGAUAUCUGUGUGUCUGACAGUGUAGCCAGAGCAGUAGUGAUUGUCAAUCAGGCCGGAAAACUGAGAUUCAAGUACACUGGAUAUACUUCUGUUCAAAAGAAUAAACCAUUCAGUCCACGGGGGAUCGCAACAGACAGUAUCAGUCACAUCCUUACAGCUGAUUAUAACAAUGGCUGUGUCCACCUCAUAGACCAAGAUGGACAGUUCCUCCGUUACAUAGACUGUGGAUUGAAUGGACCCUGGGGAUUGUGUACAGAUACGAAUGACAAUCUGUUGGUUGCCCAGUGCAUGCACAGACAAGUAAAGAAAAUAAAAUAUCUACAAAGAAAUUUAUCAGUGUGUUAAAUCUAGGUCAUACGCAAAGUAGUUUGAACUUUUUUGUCUUUUACCAUCGAGUUGAAGAUUUCUGAUUUUUGAAGGAACUGUGUGUGGUAUUUCCAUUUCUUUAUACGGUGUUCUACACUUCAUCUAAAACAAUU
This is a messenger RNA of Saccostrea cuccullata (small rock oyster), 1983 nucleotides long. RefSeq names its product tripartite motif-containing protein 67-like. The record is from RefSeq and is a predicted model, not a curated record. Lineage: Eukaryota; Metazoa; Mollusca; Bivalvia; Ostreida; Ostreidae. The transcript is spliced from 2 exons. Bases 98 to 1849 code for a protein of 583 amino acids. Gene Ontology annotation, molecular function: ubiquitin protein ligase activity; translation repressor activity; zinc ion binding. Gene Ontology annotation, biological process: proteasome-mediated ubiquitin-dependent protein catabolic process; negative regulation of translation; protein polyubiquitination.